UCAGCGUCAAUCGUAAAGUUGUCGCCGAAAUUAUGUUUUAUUUUGUUGACUGAAUUUAUUUUCAAUAUUAUUGUUUAAACAUAAUAAAUAAUGGUGGUAAACGCUCCAGACUCGCCUGUGCAGGCUGAAGUGAUAUUUGUUAUUGAAGCUACAGCCGCCAAUGGGGCUUAUAUCAGUGAACUGAAAACAAACUAUAUUGUACCUACUUUAGAAUACUUUCAUGGAGGAUCAAUAGAGGAAGGUGCUGGCAGUGGCUCUGUGUACAGUAUAGUGACAUACAAGGCUGCUGACUGCCACCCCGGGCUUCCAGUCGCCACCUUCGGGCCCUUCACAUGCCCACAGAAUGUUGUGGAAACUGUUGAUAAAAUACAAUACAUAGGUGGUCAUGCAGAAAGCCGGGCUUGUGUGACUGAAGCUUUGUCUGCAGCACUAGCCUGCUUUGAGGAGUUGGGCCGGAAUGACAUACCCAUACAUGUGCUUCUGCUAUGCUGCUCCCCACCUUACUCAGCAUACGCAGGUGGACUGGUGCCACCAGGCGCGGCGGGCACGCUGGAGCAGGCGGCGCGCGCGCUGGCGGAGCGCGGCGCGCACGUGUCGGUGGCGGCGGCGCGCCGCGUGCCCGCGCUGCACGCGCUGUACGAGCACGCGGGCGGCGAGCUGCACGCCGCGCAGCAGAGGAACUACGCCAAGGACCCCCGUCACCUAGUAUUACUGCGGGGCUACAGUCUAAAGGAGAGGCCGCCAAGCCCCGCGCCGCCGCCCGUGCCCGACAUACAGGCUGAUGUCUAUGGCCAGGGCCGCGGCGCCGCGGUCCCUGCCCGGCCGGGCGCGGCCGUGUUCCCGCGCGCGGGCCCCGCGCCCCCCGCGCCCGUGGGGGCGGGGCCCGGCGGACAAGCAGUGCCUGGCCUCACGAUAGUUACUAUCAAAAUAUAUAAGAUGUUGUUGGUUGUAGGCGCGGCGGGAGUAGGUCGCGGGGCGGGCAACUGGCUGGCGCCCCCGCGGGCCCCGCUCUACAACAACUCCGCUCUGCUCACGCAGCUCGCGCAGCCCUCGUACCCGCCGCCGCCGCCCGCACACGCCGCACAGACUGGUCACCAACGCAUGCCCACGAUGGUGACCCCCGGGCCGUCGGGCGCGCAGCUGCAGCGCUCCUACAUCUGGAGCGGAGUCAUCGAGUGGAUGGAGAAGGGCAAAGCGCCCGGCGACCAGCAGAAAACCACCAAGCAUUUACCUUGCCAGGUAUCAGCGAGUACAAAAGACAUAGAGCCUGAAUUGAAAGUGGACACAUGGCCGAACAAGCUCCUGAUGCAGUUGAUGCCGAAGCAGCUGAUCAGCAACAUCGGAGGACAGUACCUCAAGGACAGCAAGUCCGUUCUGUUCCACCUGCAGCCCAGCGAGGCCCUGGACGCCUUAACCAAAGUCAUGGUCAAUGGAUUUGCCGGCUGCGUCCACUUCUCUCCGAUGCCGACGCCCCCGCAGUGUGACAUCAAGGUCCUGAUCCUGCUGUACACGCCGGACAAGAAAGCUUACCUCGGGUUCAUACCCAACAACCAGGCGACCUUCGUGGAUCGACUUAGGAAGGUGAUACAACAGCAGAAGAUCAGUCAGAUCAUCAGCAAGCAGCAGAUGCCGGCGACAGUGAGCGCGGCGGGCGGCAUGCAGCCCAACAUGCCUAAUGCUACCAUGGCUGGCUCGGGCGCGAUGCCCCCCGCGGGCAUGUCGUCGGGCGCGCUGGGCGGCGCCAUGGCGGGGGCCAUGCAGCCCGGGCCCGGCAGCGUGGGCAACGUGGGCAACGUGGGCGGCGUGGGCAACAUGCCCGGCCCCGGGCCCAGCCAGGGCAUGGUGCAGUCGCAGAUGCAGCAACAUCCACAGGGCAUGAUGAUCGGCGGCGGCAUAAGCCAGCAAGUCCAACAACAGCAGCUGGGCGGCAAGGGUCCCCGCCCAGUCACCCAGCUGGACGGGUUGGAGGCAGCUCGCCAGCAGAACCUGGAGAAGAUCCAGCAUCUUCAGCAGACUCUAGAGGCUGCCCACCAGCAAGAGGCGCAGUUCAAGUCCCAAAUGGACAUCAUGUCGCACCUGCACGCCGCGCAGCAGCAAGAACAGCAUUAUAAACAGCUGGAGGAGCAGCAGCGUAAACACCAGCUCCAACAACAGCUGCAGCAGCAACUCCGCGGGGCCGGCGGGGCUGGACAUCCAGCUCGCAUCAUGAGGCCGCUGCUGCCUUCCAACCCUGGGCUCAGGCAUCUCCUGCAGCAGCAGCCGCAGUACAGGCCCGGGGGCGGCGCCCCGCGGCCCGCGUCCCAGCCACAGCAGUUCGACGACGUCAACAACUACACUGACUUUAUCUAGAGCUUGCCUCACGUGUGGGCGCACUUCGAUGAGGACUGACGCGUCAGUAUGCUGAAAUGACACUUUCAAGUCGCUAGUUUUGCAACUUUAAGGUGAAAAUGAUGUACGAGUUAAAAUUAACUUGGAUUAUUGGUAGAGCUUGUGAUGUCAUGGUUUAAAAUAAGUGUAAAUAAUGAUUUGGGUUUUAUAAUCUGGUUUGUGCUGUCUAUUGCAAAGGCUAUUUCAGCGCGUGUACCAAAAGUGACAAUAGAGAAUACAACCAGUUUCACCACCAGAGGAUAGCAACACUUUUUAUUCAAAGUUAAAAAUCACCAAAUCUUCAUAACAUUACUUAUUUUCACUCACGACAUUACAAGAAAGGUCAGUAUCUAUACGAUUCAAGUAUUAAAUUAACUCAAAGAAAGCGCGACUCAAAAUAAAGUGUUUAGUGAAUGCACCCACACAUUGUAUUGGGAUAAAUUAUCUCAAUGGACGUUUAAAUUUGUUACAAAUAUACCGAUUUUGUACACCGUACCUCCUCAUACAAGUUAGGCUAGUGAAUCAGACUUGAAAUCAGAACUUCCAUGAAAUUUUGUCCUCCCACGAUUGUAACGGCGAUACGUCAAUUUUAAACUUCACAAGUAUCAAAAUUUGAAAUGAAACUACUUUUAAGGAUUUUAGCGCGGUUUAAUUUUAGAUUUUAGUUCUCGACGUUUCGCCACCGUUGCAGGUAUCAUGGCCACGGGCAGACUUGUAAUAUUAAAUUAAUCAAUUAUGUGCAGUAUAGUACCAAGUUACCUACAUAAAACUGUUUUGCAUACUAUUAUAUUAUUUACUCGCAAUUAAAUAUCUUAUAACUUGAAAUAUUAACAGUUUGUGACGUAAUUCUCCGCUUAGCGAGCUAUGCUUGGACUUACUUUGAAGAUAUAGCUUGUACAGUUAACUGACAGUGAGCUGGCCAUGUUGAAGGACUGUUGGAGCUGACGAAGGCUUCAGUCGAGACCAAUAGGCAAAUGUAGGACGCCCUCUAGCCAGAUGGACCGAUGACCUAAAAUAGGUAGCUAGCUCAGACUGGAUGCGCAAGGCGGACCACGGAGUGUCCGAGGCCAAUGUCCAGCCAUGGGAAAUAGAAGGAUAGAAUGAAUUGAUUGAUUGACACAUUCUCAUUAGUGAAAUCAAAGCAACUGAGCACAAGAAACACUAUUACAUAGAUCCUUUUUUGGGAUGAUCUGGAGUGAUAAGUGAUCAUUAAAAAUGUGUGUUUAUUACGUAGUUUGGUUCUCUUGGCAGUUGAAUUGAGUAUCGCCGUUACAGUUACCUGCUUACCAUGAAUUCUAAAGCAAGACUUGCUGUUGGAGAAGCGAGAUAGCAUACUACUAGCGUUCUCGCUUGCACAGCAGUAGUUCUACUAUAAAAGCUCAUAUUAUGAAUAAAGUAUUCCAUUUCUGUUUCUUCCCAAUUGCAAAUAAUAUUGUAGACUGAAUGUUUGUGUUAAUUAAGUCCUUGUUGUGCUGAAUCGUUUUGUACAAUAGUGUUUGUAUAUUAUAGUAUAAGGAAUAAAUGUUUUAUACAUACUA
Messenger RNA from Trichoplusia ni (cabbage looper), 3905 nucleotides. RefSeq names its product mediator of RNA polymerase II transcription subunit 25-like. Lineage: Eukaryota; Metazoa; Arthropoda; Insecta; Lepidoptera; Noctuidae. Gene Ontology annotation, cellular component: mediator complex; transcription regulator complex. Gene Ontology annotation, biological process: positive regulation of transcription by RNA polymerase II. The record is from RefSeq and is a predicted model, not a curated record. The transcript is spliced from 15 exons. The coding region runs from base 91 to 2349 and encodes 752 amino acids.